UAUAUUUAAUAAUAAAUAAAAAAAAACAUUUUAGUAUUAAUAAAAUAGCGUUUUAAUAUGGAAGUGCUAAACAUUUGAGCAGUUAAAUAAGUUAACAAUAAAUUUAUUAAACAAACAUUUAAAAAAAAAGUAAUAAUAAUAUUAAAAGAAAAACAUGAAUAAUACGGGAGCUGCAACAAUAAGCUUAUUAUGUCUUCUCUUAUGGGGUUCUUUAAUAAAAGCUCAAGUGAUAUUAAAAACUUGUUCGCGUGAUAAUCUCUUGGAUUGCCCCAACAACUCAUUGUGCACACAAAUCAAUGUCGAUCACAAUGAAGCUUUAAAAUGUAUUUGUAUAGAGAAUUAUCAAUUAAAUCCAAAUUGGUCGGAAUAUCAACAUCUCAAUAAUUCCAUACUGCUGCAGGAGCACUAUUGUCUAGCUAGCAAAGAUACUGCUGAAACAAAGCAGCCAAAUAAACUAUUAGUUUAUAUACGUUCACCAGCUAGAAAGGAACAUUUAGCUUAUGGCAUAUUAAUGGUCUUGGCGGCUGCUGCUUUAGCUACUGCUGUCCUUUAUGGUAUUAAAGUUUUAAAACCCCUAAAGAAAACAAAAGCUGUUUAUCAGCAAUUAAAAUAUAAACGAAGAAAUAUAACACCACUACAAGAACUGGAUGAAUUGGAAAUGAAUAGACGUUAUGAAAUGCAAACAAUAUAAACAGAUAAUAAAUAAUUGUAUUUAACAAUAAUAAUAAUACAAAAACGAACUAACUAUACUAGUGCUGAGAUGGAGUAAUGUAAAUAUUAGAGAAACAUAUAUUGUGGGUGCAAAGAGGAGGAGAGUGUGAAAAUUGUGCCGUAUUUAUUACAAUUUUAUAAGCAUGUUGAACAACAUUUAUCAAAAUUUUAUCUAUUUAAUAUGAAGGGCGAACAAAAAUAAAUUUAAAUGUGUAAUUUGUAAAUAUAUAAACUGUUUAAUAAUUAGCUGUGUUUACAGAAAUAUUAUUUCAGAAAUAGUUUAAAUAAGAGACUCCAGGCUAGACUAUAAUUUGAACUGCCGAUUGCAUGUAAACUAAAGACUUAUUCAUUCGUCUAUUUAAUGAAAAUUUUAAUAACAAUAUAAACACAUCAUAUUUUCAUAAUAAUUUAAAUUCAAUUACCUUUUAUUUGCGAUAAAUUCACAUCUUAAAU
This is a messenger RNA of Lucilia cuprina (Australian sheep blowfly), 1164 nucleotides long. RefSeq lists its product as uncharacterized. The transcript has 2 exons. Bases 155 to 691 code for a protein of 178 amino acids. Lineage: Eukaryota; Metazoa; Arthropoda; Insecta; Diptera; Calliphoridae. The record is from RefSeq and is a predicted model, not a curated record.